Oncorhynchus gorbuscha (pink salmon) is the source of this 3400-nucleotide messenger RNA. Its product is annotated as cerebellin-1-like. Gene Ontology annotation, cellular component: glutamatergic synapse; synaptic cleft. Bases 699 to 2480 code for a protein of 593 amino acids. Lineage: Eukaryota; Metazoa; Chordata; Actinopteri; Salmoniformes; Salmonidae. The record is from RefSeq and is a predicted model, not a curated record. The transcript has 10 exons. Gene Ontology annotation, molecular function: protein binding; zinc ion binding.
UUUACUGGAUUAAAGACUCUGUUUUCGCCAAGUCGCUUUUGGGUCCUCUUUCACCUGCAUGACAUUUUCAGUAAAUGUUCCUGUCAGGUUCAUUUGGUUGUUGUUUAGUAGUCACAGAAGAACACAUCUUAUGCAAAUAAAGAAACUGGUUCAGGUCCAGGUUCAUUUAACAUAAUUGUUUAUAUGCAAAAAGAUACAUAAAAGAUGAUGUAACAGAGAAAAAUCUUGUUUACUUGGUUCCUGGUUCCUGUAACUUUCUCCAAGGGCAUGGCUUCCGUUUGUAUAAAAGUAUCUGCUUUGUUUCACAUUACUCUCCUUUGACUUCUUUGUCUCCGUCCUUGGGAUAAUCAAACACACUAAAUUAAAUUCCAAGCUUUUAGGAUUCCUGUACAUAAAGGGACACGGCACUACUUUUAAACAUUCAUUCUCCAGCACCAUACCAGUGUCUACCAGUGGUGGCACUUUAAAUGGGGAGGAUAGUCUCAUAGUAAUGGCUGCAAAGGAAUCAAUGGAAUGGUCUCAAACACAUCACCUGGUUUCCAUGUAUUUGAUACCCUUCAAUUAGCUCCAUUCCAUUCAUUAUUAUGAGCCCUUCUCCCCUCACCAGCCUCCUCUGGUGUCUACAUUUGUGAAAAUAUGUAUGAUGAAAAGUGGUGAAGUGCUCUGUUAAAAACAGUCGAUUCUGUCUUGUUGAAGGCAUGGCUUCCCUCAUGUCUGAGGAGCAGUUUCUGUGCUGUAUCUGCCUGGACAUCUUCACCAACCCCGUGUCCAUCCCGUGUGGUCACAACUUCUGCCUGACCUGCAUCAAAAGCUACUGGGACACCCGCGAGCGCUUCGAGUGCCCCCUCUGCAAGGAGAGCUUCCGCCGUCGGCCAGAGCUACGCAUCAAUCACGUUUUUAAGGACAUCACUGAGCACUUCCAGAGGUCCCUAAAGGUCAAAGCCCAGCAGGCAGAUGAAGGCGAUUAUCAAGACAUAGGAGUAUUAGCGUCACAGUGUUCACCAGGGCUCGGUCCUGAGCCAGAUGCAGUUUCCUGCGAUGUCUGUACCGGGACGAAGCAGAGAGCUGUUAAGUCCUGUCUGGUGUGUCAGGGGUCGUACUGCGAGAACCACCUGGGGCCUCACCAGAGAGAGCCGGCCCUCCAGAGGCACAGGCUGACGGACCCAGCAACCUUCGCCACGCGAGGCCUGUGCCGGAAGCACGAGAGGCCCCUGGAGCUGUUCUGUAGGAUGGACCAGACACCGGUGUGUGUGAGAUGCAAUGAUACUGACCACAAGGGCCACAACACUAUCCCAAUGGAGAGAGAGAGCAAGAAGAUGAGGACUCAGAUGAAGAAGACUGAAGGAGAUCUGUUGAAGAUGGUUCAGGACAGACUGAGGAAGAUGGAUGAGAUCAAACACUCAGUGGAGCUCAGCAAAAUAAGUGCUGAAAAGGAGAUUGAGGGCAGUGUACUAGUCUUUAGCAAACUGGUAUGCUCCAUCAAGAGAAGCCAGGCUGAGCUCAUCGAGGUGAUUGAGAAGAAGCAGAAAGCAGCAGAGAGGCGCGCUGAAGGGCUCAUCAAUGAGCUGGAGCGGGAAAUCAUUGAACUACAGAGAAGAAGCACUGAGCUGGAGCAGCUCUCACACACAGAGGACCAGCUCCACUUCCUACAGAGUUUUCCCUCUCUCUCCACUCCUCCACCCACCAAGGACUGGUCUGAGAUCAGUGUAUACUCCGAUCUAUGUGUGGAUACUGUGAGGGCUGCUAUGUCUCAGCUUGUGGACACCUGCAGAGACUUCGAAAAUAGAUUAUGUGAAGCGGAGCUGAGGAGAACCCAGCAAUAUGCAGUGGACGUCACUCUGGAUCCAGUCACAGCCGCCUCGUGGCUCGUCCUGUCCUCCGAUGGGAAGCAGGUGAGUCUGGGAUACCAGCAGAACCACUCCCUUCCUGCUGACCCUCGGAGGUUUGACUCCUGCGUCUGUGUGCUGGGAAAGCAAGGCUUUGCCACCGGGAGGCACUACUGGGUAGUCCAGGUGGGCGACAAGACAGACUGGGAUGUGGGCGUGGCUAAAGAGUCUGUCAACAGGAAGGGGAGUGUCACGGUGAGGCCGGACCAAGGCUACUGGGCUGUGUGCCGGAGGAAAGGCAGCCAUCUUAGCGCAUGUGCCGGGCCAUCUGUCCCCCUUCACCUGAGAAAGAAGCCGCGGAAGGUUGGGGUGUUUGUGGAUUUCGAGGAGGGAUUGGUCUCCUUUUACAAUAUGGAGGCGAAGGCUCAUAUUUAUAGUUACAGGGGAUGUGGCUUCACUGAGACACUGUAUCCGUAUUUUAACCCCUGUCUCCAUGACGACGGGAAGAACACUGCCCCAUUGGUUAUCUGUUCUGUGGAAGGGGAGGCGGGGCCUAUACAGGAAGUUGCGAGGUCUAAUAUCCCGCCCGCGGCUCUGGCGUUGGCUGGGAGGAGCCGUCAAUCAUCUGUUGGCUCUGUUUCGCAACACUUCUGAGGCUGUUAUCUGACAAGGGACUUUGAGAGAUACUUCUGAAAAAUACUACCUGUGUUGAUGGACAGAACCAAUGACAUAAGCAUAAGAGUUAAAUUAUGAUUUUGUAUCCAGAUUUGGUAGAAUUGAUUCUUAUAUUUCAUAGCUUAUUGCGCAAUCUCACCUUGAGAUUGUUUUCUUACUAGCUUUCUACAUUUUGAGGAGAAAGAAAGAAAUGAGAGGAUAGAGAGAGAAAAGGGAGGAGUGUAGAACAGGUAGGUGGUUACGGGCAAAACAAAACAGACGUUGUAUGUGAUGCUCGUGUAUGUGAUGCUCGUGUAUGUGAUGCUCGUGUAUGUGAUGCUCGUGUAUGUGAUAUGAUUUCAUGUCUGUUCGAACACAGGGGUUCCCUGAGAGAGAAAGAGAGCAGGGUUAGAAAGAGGGAAAGGAGAGUGAGGAAAGGAGGGAGAGAGACAGAGAGGUGUGAGAGAGCGGGAGGGUGGGGUGUAGAAAGCAUGUGAGAUUGAAGAGAAUGCUAGACAGGGAGGGAAAAGUGAGAGAAAAGAAACAGAAAAAGGAGUAACUUCCUCAUUGCUACAUGAAAACAUAGAAAUACAAUUUAUUGCAAAGGGUCAAGGUUGGGGAGGACCACCUGACCACCUGACUCCACAGCUCCCAACUGACAGAGGGACAGAGAGAGAUGGACACCUGUUCAUUUGGAACACUCAGACAUGUGUUACUAAUCUGGUAACACAGGUUGGGGACCUGGACAAGUUUGGGUGCAAGAGGGGUUGGAUCAAAGCCACAGCCCAAAGGGCUCAGAAUGACACUGAGCCAAUCGUGUUGGAGGGGAAGUGCCUGGUGGUUUGUGACUCCACACCCUCAUCGGAACCUUCGGGUAACGCUCUGGGGAUGUCGGUGCGGUCGGGGACUGGUCGAGUGGC